Messenger RNA from Ictidomys tridecemlineatus (thirteen-lined ground squirrel), 4756 nucleotides. RefSeq names its product taste 1 receptor member 3 (gene Tas1r3). Gene Ontology annotation, molecular function: G protein-coupled receptor activity; sweet taste receptor activity. The record is from RefSeq and is a predicted model, not a curated record. Lineage: Eukaryota; Metazoa; Chordata; Mammalia; Rodentia; Sciuridae. Gene Ontology annotation, cellular component: plasma membrane. Gene Ontology annotation, biological process: sensory perception of sweet taste; G protein-coupled receptor signaling pathway; sensory perception of umami taste.
GGCUUUUUUGACCAUGUAACCCCAAGAACUCAAAAGGCUUUUUUGACCAUGAGCACACAAGGCAUGCCCAGGGCAGAAGCCGGCUCUGUGAUGCUGCUUGUGCUUGUUCUGAAGGCUUUAUCUUGGUUCCCCACCAUGAAGACCAAAUCAUCCCUAUUUUACUGGGAGAAAUCUGACACCCAGGGUCACCUACACUAGAGGCUGGGUAGGAAGGACAGGCCUGAAGCUACACAGGUUGGAAGAGAAAGGUCUUCCCAGGCCAGGGCCAAAUGUAGGUGGGGACUGCUCUCUGCCAGGACAGCCAGCUGGACAGGAAGAGGAUGCACAUUGGGCAUGGUCCUCUUGGCACUCCCCACAAGGUCAGGGUCCACUUGGGACUGGCCAGAGAGCAAGGCUGCAGGUGCAUUGUGUGUGUGGUGCCCACGUGUGCACUCUGGGCCCCUUGCCAUGCGACAGUGAAGAGGCACUGGCCGGCUCCACCUCCCGUAAGUCUGUGCUGGGCCCAGUGGAGCCCAGUCUCCCACAGCUCCUCCCAGUGCUCCUCCCAAGGGCUUCGCAGACUCAGGCUGAGAAGAGGCCCAGGGUGCCUACAGCUGUUCCAGCCCAUUUGGUUAUGAUCUUUCCUCCCUCAUUUGCAUGAAUCUGUCCCCAGAGGGGGUACCUACAUAUCAGUCAAGGUGAGAGUACCUGGGCCAGGAGUUAGCUGAGUGGGGCAUAGUAGGAAUAGGGUUCUCACAGCUUGCAGGGAUCAGAUCCCCAACAGAGGAAAGGCCAGAUCCUCAAGGGGUCCGUCCUGCUCCUGGACAGCCUCCACCCCAAGACCCAUUUCACACCCCAGUGGUAUGGCAGAGGACUGGCUAUCUCCCAGCUGGUCUGUAGGCCUGGCCAGGCCAUCCCUGCAGCCUCCUAACUACUGACAGUGCUGCUUGAAUUGGAAGCCAGGACUCCCAGAGCUCCCCCCCAGGAUAUGGCACCUCUUGCCUCUCUCCCAGUCACUUGAGACCCCAGGGCCCUAGACACCUCCUCUCUUCUAGUCUGGCAGGUGGCUCCAGGAAUGGAGGUGAUGAGGGUCUUGGUAUAAGCAGGAUACAGGCCUCAGCUGCCUGCCAGGUCACCGUUGGCCAGAGAGCCCAGUGGUGAUGUCACGGUAAGUUCAGGAGCACAAACCUUCAAAGCCUGGAUCACGACAUUCCUGGGGGCCCUGGAGGAUUGGCAGGUGGGCGUGGUGCUGGUUUUGCUAAACAAAUCAAACAAAUCUUUUACCUCCCCCUGGGCUUUACAUCUGGGGCUCCUGUCUGGCACACCCAUUUGUCCUUGCUGGAAGUAACUGCCUACCAUGCCAGGCCUGGCUGUGCUAGGUCUCCUCCUGGCAGCUCUCCUGGGCCUGGGGACAGGGACCUCCUUGUGCCUGUCACGGCAACUCAGGAUGCAAGGAGACUACAUGCUGGGUGGGCUUUUUCCCCUGGGCUCAGCUGAGGAGGCCAGCCUCCGCCACAGGACACGGCCCAGUGGCAUUGUGUGCACCAGGUUCUCAUCCCUUGGCCUGUUCCUGGCAAUGGCCGUGAAGAUGGCUGUGGAGGAGAUCAACAACAGUUCUACCCUGCUGCCCGGGCUGCACCUGGGCUAUGACCUCUUCGACACAUGCUCAGAGCCCAUGGUCACUAUGAAGCCCAGCCUCAUGUUCCUGGCAGAGGCAGGCAAUAGCAGCAUUGCUGCCUACUGUAACUACACGCAGUACCAGCCCCGCGUGCUGGCAGUCAUCGGGCCCCAUUCGUCAGAGCUGGCCCUCAUCACGGGCAAGUUCUUCAGCUUCUUCCUCAUGCCACAGGUCAGUUACGGGGCCAGCAUGGACCGACUGAGCAACCGAGACACGUUCCCGUCCUUCUUCCGCACGGUGCCCAGUGACCGGGUGCAGCUGGAGGCUGUAGUCAAGCUGCUGCAGAAAUUUGAGUGGAACUGGGUGGCUGCCUUGGGCAGUGACGAUGAGUAUGGCCGGGAGGGCCUGAGCAUCUUCUCAGGCUUGGCCAACGCACAGAACAUCUGCAUUGCACACGAGGGCCUGGUCCCACUCCUUGGCGCCGACACCCUGAAGCUGGAUAAGGUGCUAGACGUGCUGCGCCAGGUGAACCAGAGCAACGUGCAGGUGGUGGUGCUGUUUGCUUCCUCCCGGGCUGCCCACGCCCUUUUGCACUACAGUAUCCACCACAACCUCUCGCCAAAGGUGUGGGUGGCCAGUGAGGCCUGGCUGACCUCAGACUUGGUCAUGACACUGCCUGGCAUUGCCCAGGUGGGCACUGUGCUUGGCUUUCUGCAGCGGGGUGUCCAGCUGCCCGAAUUCUCCCAGUAUGUGGAGAUGCAACUAGCGUUGGCCUCUGACCCAGCCUUCUGUGCCUCUCUGGAUGAUAAACCAGACCUGGAGGAGCACGUGGUAGGGCCACGCUGCCCCCAGUGUGACCACAUUACCCUGCGGAACCUGUCGACAGGGCUGCUGCAGAACCUGUCGGCUGGGCAGCUGCACCACCAGAUCUUCGCCACCUAUGCAGCCGUGUACAGUGUGGCUCAGGCCCUCCACAACACGCUGCAGUGCAGCCCCACGAGCUGCCCUGCACGGGAGCCUGUGCGACCCUGGCAGCUCCUGGAGAACAUGUACAACAUGAGCUUCCGUGCUCGAGGCCUGGCACUGCAGUUUGACUCCAAGGGGAACGUGGACAUGGAGUACGACCUGAAGAUGUGGGUGUGGCAGAAGCCGACACCCAGGCUGCACACUGUGGGCACCUUCAAUGGCAGCCUUUGGCUCCAGCCCUCACAGAUGCACUGGCACAUGCCAGGCAACCAGGUGCCUGCAUCCCAGUGCUCUCGGCAGUGUGAAGAGGGUCAAGUCCGCCGUGUGAAGGGCUUCCACUCCUGCUGCUACGACUGCGUGGACUGCAAGGCAGGCAACUACCGGCAGAGCCUAGAUGACUUCGUCUGUACCCCAUGUGGCCAGGACCAGUGGUCCCCAGAGCGGAGUACGCGCUGUUUUCCCCGCAGGCCCAGAUUCCUGGCAUGGGGGGAGCCAGCUGUGCUACUGCUGCUCCUGCUGCUCAGCCUGGUGCUGGGUCUGACACUGGCUGCUCUAGGUCUCUUUGCCUGCCACUGGGACAGCCCACUGGUUCAGGCCUCAGGUGGGCCACUGGCCUGUUUUGGCCUGGCUUGCCUGGGACUCGUCUGCCUCAGUGUCCUCCUGUUUCCUGGCCGGCCAGGCCCAGCCAGCUGCCUUGCCCAGCAGCCACUGGCACACCUCCCACUCACUGGCUGCCUGAGCACACUCUUCCUAAAGGCAGCAGAGACCUUUGUGGAAUCAGAACUGCCACCAAAUUGGGCGACCCGGCUGCAUGGCUGCCUGCGGGGUCCCUGGGCCUGGCUGGUGGUGCUUCUGGCCAUACUGACAGAAGCAGUGCUGUGUGCCUGGUACCUGGUGGCUUUCACACCAGAGGUGAUGACAGACUGGAGGGUGCUGCCCACCGAGGCACUGGUGCACUGCCACAUGCGCUCCUGGGUCAGCCUGGGCCUGGUGCACAUCACCAACGCCUUGCUGGCCUUCCUCUGCUUUCUGGGCACCUUCCUGGUGCAGAGCCAGCCUGGCCGCUACAACCACGCCCGUGGCCUCACCUUUGCCAUGCUAGCCUACUUCAUCACCUGGGUCUCCUUUGUGCCCCUCCUGACCAAUGUGCAGGUGGUCUACCAGCCUGCUGUGCAGAUGGGUGCCAUCCUCCUCUGUGCCCUGGGCAUCCUAGCUGCCUUCCACCUACCAAAAUGCUACCUGCUCCUGUGGUGGCCCAGGCUCAACACCCCUGAGUUCUUCCUGGGGGCAGGUCCUGGGGAUGCCAGGGACAGGGGCAGGAGUGGGAGUAGCGAGGGGCCUCAGGGAAACGAGGGACCCUUCACCCCACACCCUCAUACCUAGUGACUCCAGCCCUAGUAGAGAUACCCCCAAACCUAGCAGCCCCCCAGACUGUGCCCCCACAAAGACCCUCAAGCCCUGGAUUCUGACCCCAAGUGCCUGCAAACCUUGAGCCCACUGUGAUGCCGAGGCCUGUACCAAGUGGGAGAGGACCUGUGACCCCACCCCAGGGUAUCAGAUGCAAGCCUUGUCCUUGACUCUGCCAACCAAGGUCUGACCAGGAGGCUUGGGCCCACCAUCCUGGGAGGUGGUCCAUAGAGGGUGCCUUAAGACCUGCAGCCACACCGUGAACUCUGCAAAGCCCUUUCCAGUCACCAGUAGCCAGGUAGCAUAUUGCUCACCUGGCUGCAUCCAGCCUGGGGCCUCCACCUAGCCCCCUGCAGGUGUUAAAGGAGUGGAAGGUGGGCAUGAGCACAUGACCAGGGCAGGAUGGGAGGGCCAGCAGGGCAGAGGGCUGCUCAGGGAAGAGAGGGCCUCCUUUCUCCUUGGCCUACCCAAGCCAGCACCAUGGACAGAGCCCAGGCAGAGGUGGGGGUCAGCACCAUGGCCAGCGCUGGCCACUGGGACCCCUGAAGCCAGGAGCCAGCACCAAGGACAGAAAACUGCUGCCAGGACCCCUGCUGCCAUCCAGCACCAGGGACAGAGCCUCACAGACAGAGGAGCCGGAGGACAGCAGCUGUCCAAGACCUCGGGUCAGAGACCAGGGACAGCUCCAGGCUGGGCCCUGCAUCCUGCCGAAACCCAGCCAGUGAAGGGACAUGGCUCACACACAAGUCCCAUAAAAUUAAAUGCUUUUUAGUGUUUAAAAUAGCA